AACCGCGCGGGCCAUGGCGCAUGCGUAGAUGUUGGUGUAAUGGCGGACUGUGGCGCGGGCUAAAAAGUGGAGACUUCUUCAUCUCUAAAAUGUCGUGCUGCGUUAACUUCUGUACAAACCGGAGCGACCGGCGCGGCGUCGCCACGGGGACGCUCCACCCGCUCCACUUCUACCGCUUCCCCUCCGACCCCACGCAGCGCACCCUCUGGAUCAAAGCGGCGCGGCGCUGGGACCUUCUCAAGACCAACCCGGGGCCCAACCGCAGGGUCUGCAGCGCGCACUUCAUCACAGGGAAGUUUUCUCGGGACCCUCGGCACCCGGACUACGUGCCUUCCAUCUUCAGCUUCAACAAAAAGCACGAAUACUCACGCAUCACUGAGCGUGUGCAGAGGUUCAAUCGUCUGGGGAAGCAGUGCGAGGUGCCAGGGUAUCCAUUUCAUCCUCUGCCCAGCCCCGCUGAACACCUGCGGCUGCACACUCAUUCAAAGAAGACUGCUCAGAACCCGACCAAACCACAAACUGUGCCCUCUGACGAGGCUGAACAGCUGCAAGGUGCUGUAGACAACCAGGGCCAUGUUCCCUUCCCAGACAGAGUGUUCCCAUCCGGGACUGUCUUAGUGGAUUCCAGCGGAAGGAUUCUAAAUGUCCAGGGGACUAUUAUCCCACUGGGCACCAGUAUCCUGCAGGGAGCCGCGCAGACGCAGGGAGCCGCGCAGACGCAGGGAGCCGCGCAGACGCAGGGAGCCGCGCAGACGCAGGGAGCCGCGCAGACGCAGGGAGCCGCGCAGACGCAGGGAGCCGCGCAGACGCAGGGAGCCGCGCAGACGCAGGGAGCCAGAUGCCACAGUUAUUCAAAGAAGACUCCUCAGAACCCGACCAAAGCACAAAGUGUGCCCUCUGUGGGAGCUGGACACCUGCAGGGCCCCUGGGUUUUGGUGGACUCAAACGGGAGAAUUGUAAAUGUUCAGGGGACUGUCCUUCCACCGGGCACCAGAGUCCUGCAGGGAGCCGGAGCUGGACACCCGCAGGGAGCCGGAGCUGGACACCCGCAGGGAGCCGGAGCUGGACACCCGCAGGGAGCCGGAGCUGGACACCCGCAGGGAGCCGGAGCUGGACACCCGCAGGGAGCCGGAGCUGGACACCCGCAGGGAGCCGGAGCUGGACACCCGCACACUCUUGGCCGUGGAUUCCUAUUGAACAAAGGACAGCCACAAAAAAAGACUCCUCAGAACCCGACCAAAGCACAAAGUGUGCUCUCUGUGGGGGCUGGACAGCUCCUGGCAGCUGGACUCAGCAAGGCUCUUGCGGCGUUAGGGGCGGAGACAACCGUGGCCCAAAUGAUGAUUCUUCUGAUCUACAAUCCACCGAAGCCCGUCCCCCCAGCAGUUGUUGAGGCGGACCACACUUACGCUCAGUCUGCGACCUCUGCCCCCAGCUCCUCAGACUCCAGCCAGGACGAGGACGAGGAUGAGGCCCCCGUAAAGGACACAGCCGGCACUGCACCCAAAGCCGCCGCUCCGAAGCCCAAAGUUUCCAUGGAGAAAAACGGGAACGCCACAGAGCUGAAACCCAGCAGCAGCAGCAGCAGCAGCAGCAGCAGCAGCUGCGAGAGGCCUAGUGAGAAGAAACUGGUGGCUCUGAACUGCCCCGUGUGUGAAAACCAGUACCUGACCAUUGACAGCUAUCUGACCCACAUGAAGAAACAUGCCAUCGAACGCUACCGCUGCAAAGUCUGUGAAAAACUGACCAAAGGCAAGACAGAGCUGGCCGGACACAUGAGGAUCCACACGGGGGAGAAACCUUUCAGUUGUUCAUUCUGUGACAAGCGCUUCCGUCUGAAGAAGAGUAUGACCACUCAUCUGAAGGUCCACACAGGGCCCCAGUGCAGCAUCUGCGGCAGAAUGUUCAGGAGUGUGAAGCUGCUGGAGGUCCAUCAGCUCAAGCAUCGAGAACAGCUGAAAGAAGCGGAGGAGGAACAUCAGGAGGAGGGACGCGCUGGGGAGAGAAACAACGUGGUACAGCCACAGGAAGGAGAGAUGCGGUUUCCCUGUGUCGUCUGUGGAAAGGCGUUUCCUCGACAGCGCCGCCUGGAGGAGCACAUGACGCUGCACACUGGAGAGCGGCCACACCAAUGCACCAUGUGCCACAAACGCUACCGCACCAGGACCACGCUCGCUGUGCACACCAAGAGGCACACAGCAGAGAAACCUUUCAGCUGUUCGGUGUGUACUAAGACCUUCUGGAAGAGAGACGCCCUGAACGCCCACAUGGAGGCGCUCCACACGGGGAAGACCUUUGAGUGCAAGGAAUGUGGACGAAAGUUUGCGUCAAAGUCCAAGCUACAGUUCCACUCAAAAAGACACGCAAAGGACAGACCUUACAGGUGCUCAGUGUGCCUGCAGUUGUUCGAAUCCAUGAAAACAGCAGAGGAACAUUUGGAGUCUCACAAAAAAGAGGCAGAGGGUUCAGAGCAAAGCUCUGAGCGAAGUGACUUGUCCAUCGUGUAUCUGGGAGCACAGUAUCUGUGCACCGAGUGUGGUAAAGUCUUCUACGUUAAACAAAACCUGGAGAAACACAUGCGCGUCCACACUCAGGACAGACCUUUCAGCUGUUCUCAGUGUGGUCUCAAAUUCAAGGAUAAAGUGUCUUUGUCCACACACAUGAUGCUGCACACAGACGAGCGACCUUUCUGCUGUUCAGUCUGUCCCAAAGCGUUCCGGGUGAAGGUGACUCUGGACAAACAUAUGCUCAUCCACUCUGGACUGAAGCAGUUUUCCUGUGACAUGUGCACAGCUCGCUUCUCCAAGAAGUCCAGCCUGAAGACGCACUCCUUCGUCCACUCAAAGGAGCGGCCAUUUUCCUGCCUCAGCUGCCCCAAAAAGUACAAGAGCCUCCAGCAACGCAACGACCACAUGAGGGCAGCACAUGGCGCUGGGGACCACCCCUGCCCAACCUGCCACAAGGUGUUCAUGACCGACGCCGGACUGCACCGGCACAUGGGCCGGGCUAUGCACGUGGGGGGAGGGGCAGGGACAGGGGGAGUGGCUAAAGGAAGGACUGUGGCAGAGGGCGAAGCCAGUGCAGAGGGAGGGGCUAGAGCAGAGGGAGGGGCUAGAACAGAGGGCGGGGCAGAGGAUUUGGAGACCCAACAGGCAGCAGAGACCAUCCUGAAGGUGGCAGUGGAGCGGCUGCAUUGAAACAUUUGUUUGGAAAAUUAACCGUUUUUGUACCAGGCUCAGGCUCAAUAAACCUUUUGGACAUUCAUCUUCUGAUACAGUGUUUGUUUUUUGUUGUUGUUGUUGUUGUUUUGUUUUUUGUUUCAUUUCUGAUGGUUUGAAGCUUUGUCUCCAGCUCUGGUUUCUGUAAGUGUGUAUGACGCAUGUUCGUGUUUGAACCUUUUUGUUUUAGUGACAUUUCACUGUUUCACUUGUUUUAAAGGGCCCAUGCUGCACAGUGUUCUGAUCUCUGCUAUAAUGAAAAUAGAAAACACUCUUCCACCUUGUGAUGUCAUGUGGUGAUAUAGGAAGUGCACGGUAUGUUUAAACUCUAUACAACUUCAUUAGAAUCAUUGGAUCAUUUUAGUCCAUUAACAUACUACUGCCACUAAAUGACAUCAGCAGGUGGGACAGAGCAGAUUUGGAGACGGACUGACGGUGGAAUAUUGUUUCACACCUUUAAAUGUGCUGUAGAAAUAAAGUGAGACUUGACUCUG
This is a messenger RNA of Boleophthalmus pectinirostris (great blue-spotted mudskipper), 3712 nucleotides long. Its product is annotated as zinc finger protein 184-like. Gene Ontology annotation, biological process: regulation of transcription by RNA polymerase II. Gene Ontology annotation, cellular component: nucleus. The coding region runs from base 21 to 3197 and encodes 1058 amino acids. The record is from RefSeq and is a predicted model, not a curated record. Lineage: Eukaryota; Metazoa; Chordata; Actinopteri; Gobiiformes; Gobiidae. Gene Ontology annotation, molecular function: DNA-binding transcription factor activity, RNA polymerase II-specific; RNA polymerase II transcription regulatory region sequence-specific DNA binding. The transcript is spliced from 10 exons.